ACUAACUAUCCAUCAACUGAUAUUGAUAUUAAUACAUUAGUACACAGUUAGUUACACACUCUACCUUGGUUACAACAAUAUUAUGGAUAUGGAUUCAACAGGUGGUUCCUCCAUUUGGCUCUAUGAUUAUGGCUAUGAUGAUAUAUCUAUUUCUGCUGCUGAUUUCAUGGCUUCUGACUCUUCUGCUGCUGCUUCUACUUUCACCUGGAUGCCUCAGCCUCAGUCUCAGACUCAGAUCAUCAAUCCUCCUUCCUCCCAUAUGAGCUUGGAAAUGGAUUACUCCCUGGAUUCAACUGUAAUGGAAAGUAACCCUUCAAAGCGCAUGGAAAUGGAAUACUCACUGGAUUCAACAGUACUGGAAAACGGCCCUUCAAAGCGGUUAAGGACAGAAUCAUAUGCAUCUAGCUCCAAGGCAGGUCGUGAGAAAGUGCGAAGGGAUAAAUUGAAUGACAGGUUUAUGGAAUUGAGUUCUGUCUUAGAGCCUGAUACACUGCCCAAAACAGACAAGGUUAGCCUAUUAAAUGACGCGGUUCGAGUGGUGACCCAAUUAAGAAAUGAAGCUGAGAGGCUCAAGGAAAGGAAUGAUGAAUUGCGCGAAAAAGUUAAAGAACUUAAGGCCGAGAAGAAAGAGCUUCGUGAUGAGAAAAAUAAGCUGAAGCUAGACAAAGAAAAGUUGGAACAGCAAGUCAAAUUAGCAAGUGUACAGUCCAACUUCCUCUCUAAUGCAAUGGCUGCUAAAGGACAAACUGCUAACCACAAGCUGAUGCCUUUCAUUGGUUAUCCUGGAAUUUCAAUGUGGCAGUUUAUGUCACCUGCUACAGUUGAUACAUCACAGGAUCAUCUGCUUCGACCUCCAGUUGCUUAAAGUGGUUAGCAACAGCAUCCACUUCCUUAUUGUACAAAGUUGUUAGUUGAACAUCGAUUUGAGACAUAAAAAUUCGACAAUUUUUUACAUGGUUAACGCAGUUCGCACAUGUGGUUCAUGAAGUGUUAGAUUUGGUUAAUAGAUAUAUCAGAUGUCAGCAUGUCGCAAUCUAUUAACUAUCUAAUGAACUUCAUUAAUCAUGAAUCUGAACGUGAUUAACCACAAUUUUCAAGUGUUCAAAUCUACAUGUAGUUGGAACACUUCAAUUACGUUAACUGUGUAAAAAGUCGUUGAAUUUACAUGUACCAAAUUGUUGUUCAAAUAACAUCACCGUUAUUGUAUGUGUGCUUUGCUUGUAUUAUAUUUUUUUUCCUGAGUGAUUCACUUUGUCCUUAUUGUUUGUUUUUAAAAUUCUGAGACUAAAAGUUUGCUUGGAAACUGGUUGAUUUGAUAAAUUUGUGCUGCUACAAUACAAUCUUAAUCUAAAUUAAGUAAA
Molecule: messenger RNA, 1361 nt
Organism: Medicago truncatula (barrel medic)
Lineage: Eukaryota; Viridiplantae; Streptophyta; Magnoliopsida; Fabales; Fabaceae
Product: transcription factor bHLH115
Exons: 6
Coding region: 83-865 (260 amino acids)
Biological process (GO): intracellular iron ion homeostasis; regulation of DNA-templated transcription
Molecular function (GO): DNA-binding transcription factor activity; protein dimerization activity
Source: RefSeq, a predicted model, not a curated record